CGUUGCUAGCCAUCUUAGGAUACACCGUGCACUCUUUUUCUUACACGACAAAGUAAGGCAGCCAUGCGUCAAAAAAAUAGUUCUACAUCAUAGAACAACACAUUCAAAUAUUUACAUGCAGUAUGCUCGUCUAAAUAUACAUUUUGUCAACGCUGAUGACGUCAUAGAGAACGCAUACAAGAAGCGUCUACUGCUUAAUACAUUACUUCUCAUUGAGACUUCACUAGCUUUAUUUCUUCCAGGCACCGGUUGCGAUUUUUUGUGUGGAUAAAAAUCAAUAUUAAAAAUGUCAACUGUCACUCGUACCAUUCCCAAGCCGACCGACUCAAGAGUUUCCAAACGGGAGCGUGAAUAUGACUAUUUGUAUGAGCCUGUAUACUUCGUUUCUUCCGAGAUCGACCAUGUCAGGACCAGUUUUAAGACAUUCAAGCCGCCAAUUAGAAAAUUGCCCGGGUUUGAAAACAUGUUCAACAAUGAGAAGGUCACCUUUCGUCUGGACCCCUCCUUUGAGCCAUCGCCACAUUCUAUGGACCGUCGCUGGCGUGGCAACGCAGAACAACGACAGCAGGCCCUCCAGCAACUGGCUGGAUUUAUUCCUACUAUUCAGCCAAUGAUGAAAAAAAGAGAAACGUUUCAACCAAGUGGACCUGAUCGCUGGAAAUAUUUUAAAAGCUCACUUCCAUUUGUGCAACUGACUCCCUUGGAUGUGAAUCGAGAUAGUUAUCAAGAGGAGUUAGAAGCAGCUGGCAGACAGGCUGAGGAAUCUCCCACCCACUUGAAUGUGGCAGUGCAGACAGACUACAGGGAGAGCGAAGCACAGACAGACCCGUACACCCCGGAUUAUUUGCUACGUGCCGGGACCACCCCUCCGGAGCUGCUGGCGCUGGCUUCUUUCACCUGGGAGCGAGGCCUGCCUGCGAGUAUUGAAGAAGUGGAAAUGAUCGAGCGGGCGCGAGCCAGACGGGUGUGGGAAGCUCGACUUCCUACAUUCAAUGACCCGAAUCUUCUGCGUAAACGGAGGCGGAUGAUGGAGGAAAUGGAAGCAAAAGAGUGGGCCUUCAGAGAAGGAAAAAUACAGAAGCUGCAGGACGCUCGUCUGACCAUACUGGCGGAAAUGCUGCAGCAUAAAGACGAACCCCAGUUGACCUUGACCAAAGAUCGACUCAACAAUAUCUACUCCAAGCUGCUCAAGGAGAAGGAAAGCAAGCUCCACAAAGUGGACAAGCAGCACAUGAGAUCAAUGAGGAAGCUGGAGACAAAGCGGAGGAACAUGGAGGAGAACAUCAAACAGCUCGGUACUUGUAAAGACUACACGGUGUACUCAUCGCUGACGUGUGCCUCACGAGUAUGCGGCAACAACUUCAAAAAAACUGCAAAUCACGAACGCCUAGAGACAUACGAAGGCUUGCUGAAUCGAAUGAAUAGACCCAGUGAGGCGCUUCUCAAGCUGCACAAGAAACAAUCCAAACCCAAACUCAACACGAGCAAACCCCCUGAUAGCAAAAGCAGCAUUCUGAUGGACAAAUACAAGAACCUCAGAGAGGAGAUGGCCAAAUAUCUCAUCAAGAAGGAAAAGCCUGCUCCUCGUCCUGUCACCCCCACCGUGGAGGAACCUCCGGAGGGGGAGGAGGAGAAGGAGCUGGCAGUCAUCCAUUUGCAGAAACUCCUGAGGGGAAGAAGCAUCCAAACGGAGAUAUUCACCAGCAAAGAAAACCACUUGGACCUCAUCAAGGAGCUGAGGACGGCACAUGCCCUGCGAGCAGAGGAGCAGCAGAUGCAGAAGGCUGACAAAGAGAUGGUCAUGGCUCUCAAAGAAGAGAGAGAGAAACUGCAACUUGAGAAGUCACGCGAGGAGGCUCAUCACGCUGCCGCCGUAGGUGGCCAGCUGGAGUACGUGUUCGAUACUCUGUCCAAGGAGCUGAUCCGUCUGCAGGAGGAGCGCCGCAUCCACGCUUUCACACUGCUGGCCGAGCGGGAGCGACUGCGGCGAGAGGCGGAGGAGAGCGGCCGGAGGCAGGCGGAGGAACGCCGCCGCAGGGAGGACGACCAGAUCUUCAGAGAGGUGGUGAAGGUCCACCAAGAGACAGUGGACUUGUACUUUGAGGACAUCAUCCUUGACACCAUGGAGAUCACGGCAGACCAGCAGGCCCGAGAGGAGAUCCGCCGGGUGGCCAAGGAGGUCAACAACAUCGCCUACGCCAUCGAGGAGAGCCGCAACAAUCUUCAGUCAGAGGAGAUCGUGUCCGAGUUGGUCUACGGCUUCCUCAUUCCUGAGAUGGAGAAGAUCACAGUCAGGCAGAGAGUGCACGAGAGACAGCGCAGACACCUGUUGGCCGUGCGCAGCAUCGUGGAGGGCAACGCCAUGCCGCAGAUCGUGGCCAGCACCAUGGGCACCCCGCAGGUGACCCGCCCCUCUGACGUGGCCGCCCAACAGGUCCUGGUCGACAUGCUUGUCGACACGCCGGGUCCGGAUGACACACCGGGACCGGACGACACACCGGGACCGGAUGACACGGCAGACCUGGACGACACACCGGGCCCGGAUGAUACGGCAGACCUGGACGACACACCGGGCCCGGAUGAUACGGCAGACCUGGACGACACACCGGGCCCGGAUGAUACGGCAGACCUGGACGGCACACCGGGCCUGGAUGACGCACCAGGAUCGGACGACACACUGGGCCCGGAUGACACGGCAGACCUGGACGACACACCGGGCCCGGAUGAUACGGCAGACCUGGACGGCACACCGGGCCUGGAUGACGCACCAGGACCGGACGACACACCGGGCCCGGAUGACACGGCAGACCUGGACGAAACAGCGGACCCAGACAACACACCGGGACCGGACGACACCCCGGCCCCAGACGACACGUCAGCCAUAGACGACACACCAGCCACAGACGACACGCUGGCGCCGGCCGACACUCCGGUCCAGGACGACAUUUCAGCCCCGGAUCACAGCAGUGCUGAAUAAUCAUGUAAUUGUAAAGUCACAUCAAAAGUAAAGUCAAACAUUUUACCCACAAAUCAUACAAUACUCCCCAAAUGCUUUCAGGAUGAACAUUAUAAACUUACUAAUCCAAGUAUGAUGCAAUGUAUUUAGCUUUAGUUGCCUAACUUUACUUUAACUGUAACCAAAUCAAGAAAAUGAGCUGUGGAAAAAAAAAAAA
Molecule: messenger RNA, 3173 nt
Organism: Syngnathus acus (greater pipefish)
Lineage: Eukaryota; Metazoa; Chordata; Actinopteri; Syngnathiformes; Syngnathidae
Gene: cfap91
Product: cilia and flagella associated protein 91
Exons: 17
Coding region: 287-2977 (896 amino acids)
Source: RefSeq, a predicted model, not a curated record